AUGUCUAAACGUAAAGAAGUUUCACCAACACUUGCAUCUCAAGGAAUAAUUGACUUUAAUUUAUACUAUGGACCUUUUGCUCAUCACUGGUGGCAUGAAAUUUCUACUGAAAAUGGCUCAGAAUUUUACCAUAUUUGUUUAGGCAUGACAAUUUUAACUGAACUAAAUAGUAGAAAAUUUUUGCUUUGUAUUAUUAUGAUGAGAGCCAAAG
Entrophospora candida is the source of this 211-nucleotide messenger RNA. Lineage: Eukaryota; Fungi; Glomeromycota; Glomeromycetes; Entrophosporales; Entrophosporaceae. The record is from the annotation of a GenBank genome assembly.